AUGGAGAACAGGACACAGGUGGCAGCCUUCCUCCUGCUGGGCCUGACCGACGACCCCCGCCUGCGGCUGCCCCUCUUCCUCACCUUCCUGCUCAUCUACGCCAUCACUGUGCUUGGGAACCUGGGCUUGGUCCUGCUGAUCCUCCUGGACCCGAGUCUGCACAGCCCCAUGUACUUCUUCCUCGGGAACCUGGCGCUGGUGGACUUCUGUUACUCCUCCGCGGUCACUCCCACGGUGUGGGCCAGCUUUAGGGUAGCAGACCAAGUCAUCUCUCAUGACGCUUGCGCUGCUCAGAUGUUCUUUGUUACAGGCUUCGCCACUGUGGAAAACUAUCUGUUGGCCUCCAUGGCUUACGACCGGUACGCGGCGGUGUGCAGGCCCCUGCACUACCCCACCACUGUCACAGCGGGUGUGUGCGCAGGGCUGCUCUUCGGCUGCUACGCCUGCGGCUUCCUGAGCGCCUCCAUCUACACCGGCAACACGUUCAGCCUCUCGUUCUGUAACACCAAUGUGGUCCACCACUUUUUCUGUGACAUUCCAGCUGUCAUGGCUCUCGCUUGCUCUGACAGACAUUCCAACGAUCUGGUUCUUAUUUAUGUAGCAACCUUCAAUAUCUUUUUUGCUCUUACUGUUGUUUUAAUAUCCUAUGUACUGAUCUUUAUCUCUCUCCUGAAGUUGCAGUCAGGUACAGGACACCAGAAGGCUCUGUCCACCUGCGCCUCCCACCUCACCGCCGUCUCCGUCUUCUACAGCACUGUCGUCUUCAUGUACCUGCAGCCCAGCUCCAGGCACUCCAUGGACACGGACAAAAUCGCCUCUGUGUUCUACACCGUGGUCAUCCCCAUGCUGAACCCCGUGGUCUACAGCCUGAGGAACAAGGAGGUGAAGAACGCAUUCACAAAAAUUGUUUUGGGGGCAAAAUAA
This is a messenger RNA of Octodon degus (degu), 924 nucleotides long. RefSeq names its product olfactory receptor 5B3-like. Gene Ontology annotation, biological process: sensory perception of smell; G protein-coupled receptor signaling pathway. Bases 1 to 924 code for a protein of 307 amino acids. The record is from RefSeq and is a predicted model, not a curated record. The transcript has a single exon. Gene Ontology annotation, molecular function: odorant binding; olfactory receptor activity; G protein-coupled receptor activity. Gene Ontology annotation, cellular component: membrane. Lineage: Eukaryota; Metazoa; Chordata; Mammalia; Rodentia; Octodontidae.